This is a messenger RNA of Spinacia oleracea (spinach), 1563 nucleotides long. RefSeq lists its product as uncharacterized. NCBI's taxonomy places the organism in Eukaryota, Viridiplantae, Streptophyta, Magnoliopsida, Caryophyllales, Amaranthaceae. The coding region runs from base 157 to 1311 and encodes 384 amino acids. The transcript is spliced from 3 exons. The record is from RefSeq and is a predicted model, not a curated record.
GAAAAUGUUUAUGAGUACAAUUUGUCCCUCUCUCAUUCUUUGCCUAUAAAUGGUUGCUAUUUAUUUGCAACAUUAGUAAAAACUCUGUAGGCAUUAUUCAAACCAGACUUUUUCCCUUUAGACAUUUUCUUUCUAUAUUGAGUCCAAGUAAAGAAGAUGAGAGACAAACAACUUUGUGAUGAAGGAGAGAGCUCAGAGGGGGACGAAUCAACGGAGUUUUGCUGGUGGCGAACAUGUGCCACCCCCGAAGAGAUGAGCAGCUUGAAAGUUACUUGCAUCUCUGACGUGGGGAGUUUGACUCCAAGACUUAAGGUGAUGAGAGAAAUGGAGAGGCUAACAAUGGUAGCAUCUGAAGGACUAGAUGAUCUUCGACACAGACUCGUGUCUUACCGAGCUGGGGAUCUGUGGGUGCCCAUGGGUGGAGUCAAGAAGGAAGACAUGGAGAUUCCUUCCACCAUUACUAUUCUGUUGGUGGGUUUUGCUGCAGGUGGGAAGAGUUCUUUGGUCAACCUUAUGUAUAGUGUGCUUGGAAGAGCUGGGAUCAUACCCUUCGCUCAGACAUCAGGAAGCUCUGUAAAUUCGGAAUCAACUACGAUGUUUUUAGAGGAGCACAACGUUUUGAGAUCAGUGAGGUCAGGAUUCUGUGUGUUUGAUUCAAGGGGAUUCGGCUACAAUGAUCGAGAAGACGAGAGUCUCAUGGAGCUGUCUCAGUGGACCUCUGAAGGAGUCAAACACAAUCAACCAUGCUGCAGAUUAAGCGAUGAGUCUCGGAAUGUUAACAUUGGAUCAACAUCAACAUCAACAUCCAGAAAGUUCUCAAAGAGGCAAGUCAACUGUGCAAUGGUGGUUGCUAACAUGGCUGAUCUUUAUGAUCAGUUAAAAACUGGUGAUUCUAAACCUUUGGAGGCAACCAGAGAAGUGUUUUGCCAACCGGAUUUGAAAAGAGGCAAUCAAAACCCAAUAUUAGUACUGACUCAUGGUGACAAACUAUCAGCUGAGGAACGGAUUGACGGGCGUGUUAAAAUUUGUCAAUUUUUGGGAAUUUCCGAAACAAGUGGAGUAUAUGACAUUGUUUGCCUGACCGAGUGUGGAGUCCUAGCUGAAGAAUGUGACCCAGUAACAGCAUAUGCCCUUACUGAGGCUGUUUACAGGGCACUGCUCAUAUCCGACAUGAGCCAUCUUCCUAAGAAGAACUUCAAAGAUAGAACAGUCUCUGUGUUUUCAUGGCUGUUAUGCAUGAUUGGUACUUUCUUUGCUUUACUUGCUCGUCUUUUCUCUGGUCCUAAUCAAAAGUAUCGCAAAUUCAAAUAAUCUUCUUAGUGGGGACUAACUCAGCUCGAUCGCUGGAUUGGAGUUCCAGUUGGAGUUGUGCAUGCAUGUUUGUUCUUUUUUAUUAUAUACUAGAGCCCUAGAGUGUGGAUAACAAACUGAGUCAUCCUUGAAUUCGGAUGAAAUAACAGCUUCAAGACGACAUAUUAAUUUGUAUGUAUAAAUCGUGCUUAACACAUCUUGUUUAUUGCCAUUAUUUUGGCAAUCUAAUACGAGGGAUUACCUUGAUCCAUA